AUGCGGAGCUUGCAACUCAAGAAGGGAGCCCUCAAGUGGCUCCUCUCAAUCGGCAGGAGGGAGAGGAGAGGCGGGGACGGCGACGGGAGCUCCCCGACGGCGGAAUCGGACGGCGUCGAGCAGCCCACCUGGCGGUGCUUCCCCUACGACGAGAUCUUCCACGCCACGGAGGGAUUCCAUCCAGGUACUCUCCUUAUCCGCGAAAUUGUUCUCUCUCUCCCUAUCUCUCUCUCUCCUGUGACUAUGAUGGAACGUCUGAUUCCGGCAGGAAACCUGGUGGGGAGGGGAGGGUACGCGGAGGUGUACAAGGGGGUCCUCCGAGAUGGGCGGAGGGUCGCGGUGAAGAGGCUGGCCCAGGUCUCCACGGAGGAGAGGAGAGAGAAGGAGUUCUUGACAGAGCUCGGGACGGUCGGCCAUGUCCGCCACCCCAACGUCUCAUCUCUCCUCGGCUGCUGCGUCGACCGCGACCUUUACCUCGUCUUCGAGCUCUCCCCCAUUGGCUCCCUCUCCUCUCUCCUCCACGGUAUGACCAGAAAACCUCUCUCUCUCUCUCUCUCGUUCUGAGCUUCUCCGAUGAUAAUUCUGAUGGGGAUUCUGUGAAGACGAGGAGUUGCCGCCGGUGGACUGGAAGCUUCGGCAGAGAAUCGCCGUGGGGACGGCCAAGGGGCUUCGCUAUCUCCAUAAGGGCUGCCGGAGAAGGAUCAUCCACAGGGACGUGAAGGCGUCCAACAUUCUCCUGACCGCCGACUACGAACCUCAGGUAAGGCGGAAGAUCGCCGGAUAAUCUCCGGCGAACGGUGGCUUCCUCCCCCAGAUUCCGGCACCUGAAUCUCGAGCUCCUCUUUUCCCGUCAACAGAUCUCCGACUUCGGGCUGGCGAGAUGGCUACCGUCGGAGUGGACCCACCGCGCCGUCGCCCCCAUCGAGGGGACCUUCGGGUUCGUCCUCUUCUCCGCCGCCGCCAAGCUUCUUCUUCUUCUUCUUCUCUCUGCAGCCCCAUUCACCUCGGAAUCUCGCAGGUACCUCGCGCCGGAGUACUUCAUGCAUGGCAUGGUGGACGAGAAGACGGACGUCUUUGCCUUCGGCGUCCUCCUCCUGGAGAUCAUCUCCGGGAGGAAGCCCGUCGACGGGUUCCACCAUAGCUUGCUCAAUUGGGUAAACCUUAUGCUUUUCCCAUCAGGGUUUGCUUCCCCUGUGAGUUCCUGUAACAGAGUUGACCAGCCGCCACUGCAGGCCCGACCCCAUCUACACAGCGGCGCCAUGAAGGAGCUGGUGGAUCCGGAGCUGGGAGACGACUACGACGGUGACCAGCUCGAGAGGAUGGUCUUCGCCGCCUCGCUCUGCACCAGAGCGGCGGCAGCUUGGCGGCCUUCCAUGGACGAGGUACUUACUUUUCCCCAUCAUCCCCAUCCUCCAUCGCGCAUUUUCCCAAAAAAAAAAGUCAACCAGAUUUCACAGUCAACGAAAGAAAUCUCCUUCCCUUGCCCUGAAGAUCUCCCCAAUUAUCGUCUAAACUUGAGAAUAUAGGAAAUAUUAAAUAUAUCGAAAAUGACAUUUUACCGAGUAUAAAACGUGGUUGAAUUCUAGGUGGUGGAAAUGCUGGAGGGCGGGGAGAUCUCUCGGGAAAUGUGGAACAAGGCGUUGGAAGAGGGAGAGGAGCCGUUUUGGGACUUGGACGACCUGGACGACCUGGACGAUAUGGACGAGUUCGACUCGUCCCUCUCCUCCCCGUCCUCACAGACCAACUCCUGA
Molecule: messenger RNA, 1751 nt
Organism: Spirodela intermedia
Lineage: Eukaryota; Viridiplantae; Streptophyta; Magnoliopsida; Alismatales; Araceae
Source: the annotation of a GenBank genome assembly